Saprolegnia diclina VS20 is the source of this 1107-nucleotide messenger RNA. RefSeq lists its product as hypothetical. Bases 1 to 1107 code for a protein of 368 amino acids. The transcript is spliced from 4 exons. NCBI's taxonomy places the organism in Eukaryota, Oomycota, Saprolegniomycetes, Saprolegniales, Saprolegniaceae. The record is from RefSeq and is a predicted model, not a curated record.
AUGACGCGACCCAAGACCUCCAGUAAAGCUGCGCUCGAGCGGCAGCGCGCCCACGAUCGACUCAUGAAGCGGCAGGCCCGCGUCGCGUACCUCGCUGAGCGCACUGCGCUGCAAGACGCGUAUGUGACGCUCACGUCAAGGUUUUACGCCCUGCGAGGGACGAUGCUGCCGUGGGAAGAGGUCGCCACCGCGCUGCGGGAGGCACGCGAGGUCGCCGACAGCGACAACCGCGACCUCCAGCAACAAGUCCGCCAAACGCGCUUGUUUGCGACGCGCUUGCACCACUGGGUGAGCACCAUGUCGGCUCCAACGACCACGAGUCUUUCGUCCAACGUCUGGACCAAUGUGACGCUGUCCCACGACAUCGAGAUGCGUCAGCUGGGCUUGGAGUGGAUCCAAAAGCAGCUCUACCACAGCGCCAGCACCCAUCUCACGCCCUCCGUCUUUCCCCACGCGUACGAAGACUCGGUCAAAGUUGAGUGGGGUUGCCGCGGGCGCAAGAUCGUGCUGCAAAAGGUCGUGCAAGCCAGUCCUCAAAUCGUCGCCGCCGCGCUCUGGGCCGUCAACCGUGCGUCAACGGGCGAGCUUUUUCCCGGGGUUCACACAGCCAACAUCCGGGUCCUCCGCGAAACGCAGGAGACGGACCGGCAGCUGAGCUACAGCGUCGACGAGACGGGCAACUCGAAAGGCACGAGCCUCAAGAUCUGCCAUGCGCGCUUCCACGACGGCCACGACCGCAUCCUCGUCGCGUAUCGCUCCGUCACGAUCGACGACACGUACCCCGACGUGUUGGACCCGGACGAAUACCUCGAGUGGAACGAAAUUCGGCGGAUAUCAGCCACCACGUGCUUGCUCCGCAGCGUCAAUUACCUCCAACCGCGGGCGUCGUUCGAGUCGGUCACCGACUACGUCGAGGGUAUCUACCCUGCGGGGUACCACCACCAUCUGCAACAGUAUUCAAACUUGGGCAACCCCAAUCUCUCGUUCGAGCAGUACCUGCAACGCGCGCUCUUGAUGCGUGGUAUUGCGAUCGCCCACGAGCACAGCGACAUCCUCCACAAGGUCAUCCAGAGCGUCGUCGCCAACCCCGCCUUUUACAGCGUCUAG